Vicugna pacos (alpaca) is the source of this 1573-nucleotide messenger RNA. It is a transcript of the gene SULT1C2, whose product is annotated as sulfotransferase family 1C member 2. The record is from RefSeq and is a predicted model, not a curated record. NCBI's taxonomy places the organism in Eukaryota, Metazoa, Chordata, Mammalia, Artiodactyla, Camelidae. Gene Ontology annotation, molecular function: sulfotransferase activity.
AGUAAUGUCUCCAGGGGAUCAGGUGGCUCGUAACUGUUUAUAGACACAGCCCAGGGAGCCCCCAGUGUUUGGGGAGAGAGUGGCUGACGCUCUUUGCCUCCAGAAGUGACGUCAGAAGGUCUGGCCUCAAGGGAAGUGAGCCGCCGUGGAGUCCCCUCCUUGUUGGGGCCAGCCCUCUGCCCACACUCACCAGGAAACAAGGCUUCAGAUGGAAGAAAUAAAAGAGAACACAGGGCGGUGGUGUCAAGCUGGGGCAGGAAGGACGUAAGGAGGCAGCUGUGUGGUCGGAGCAUCCAGGUCACCCACCAGCCCCCCCCGACUCAGCGGUAAUUUGAGGCUCAUGCUGCCUCCUUGGAAGGCGAGACCUUUGAGCUCACUGCCCCUUGGUCCCUCCUGCCUCCAGGCUGCUGGGCUUCAGCUGGAACCUAAAGGGACGCCCCCUCCCACCCCAAGCUGUCAUGGCCCUGACCACAGAAGUGGGGAGACAGCCACCGCUGAGUGAGCUGGAGGGGGUGCCCCUGCCAGCGGCCACGGUGGACAACUGGGGCCAGAUCCAGGGGUUUGAGGCCAAGCCGGACGACCUCGUCAUCUGCACCUACCCGAAGUCAGGGACAACAUGGAUCCAGGAAAUCGUGGACAUGAUUGAGCAGAACGGGGACGUGGAGAAGUGCCAGCGGGCCACCAUCCAGUACCGCCACCCCUUCCUCGAGUGGGCCCGGCCGCCCCAGCCCUCGGGUGUGGAGCAGGCCCCGGAGAUGCCGUCCCCACGGGUGCUGAGGACUCACCUUCCCACCCAGCUGCUGCCGCGGUCCUUCUGGGAAACCCGCUGCAAGUUCCUUUAUGUAGCUCGAAAUGCCAAAGACUGCAUGGUGUCUUACUACCACUUCCAGAGGAUGAACCAGACGCUCCCCGACCCCGGCCCCUGGGAGGAGUACUUGGAAACCUUCCUCAGUGGAAAAGUGGGCUGGGGCUCCUUUGAGCACGUGAAAGGCUGGUGGGAGGUGAGACACAGGUACCAGAUCCUCUUUCUCUUCUACGAGGACCUCAAGAGGGACCCGAAGCGUGAGAUUCAGAAGGUAGUGCAGUUCCUGGGAAAGAGUGUGGAUGGACCUGUGCUGGACAGAAUUGUCCAGGAGACGUCAUUUGAGAAGAUGAAGGCAAACCCCAUGACCAAUCGUUCUUUGGUUCCCAAGUCUAUCCUGGACCAGUCGAUUUCCCCCUUCAUGAGAAAAGGAACCCUGGGGGAUUGGAAAAACCACUUCACGGUGGCUCAGAACGAGAGGUUUGAGGAAAUCUACAGGCGGAAGAUGGAAGGAACCUCAAUCUGCUUCUGCACGGAACUCUGAGCAAGACAGAAACAAAGGGGCAACAGCCAGGGUGCAGCCCCACCCUCGGCCCCAGCUGAGUCUCGGGAAGCACGUGUAAACCCCCUGUGGUUAGUAACAGCGGAUACCAACUUCAUCUCUAAAACGGAUCAUGCCUAACGCUCAUUGUCCCAACCAUUCCUUCCAAAGUAAGAAAUAAGAUGUAAGAAAUAAAUGAAAUAAAACACAAGACUUGGAUACUGCAAGGA